GGCGGCAGCGCGCGCGUUGUUGUGCAGCCCCAGCAGAGCGGCUGGAACAGCGGUGUGUUUUACUGAACACGCCCAAAAUCUGCACUGCUCUUUAUUUACUGCUUUUAUUUUAGUGGCGGUGGUAUUCCUGACAUUCAUAAAGCGGGGCUUUUUUUUUAAAUUGUGUUUUCCAGCUGUGGACUCGAAACCUAAUAAUAAUAAUAAUAAUAAUAAUUAAAAACACACCACCCGUCUUGGUGGGUCGACUACGGCAGCAGCAGCAGCAACAAGAAGAAUCCGGGACUGGACGGUGGUGUAUAUUGUGUCACUUUUCCAGAUGUGGUUGCAGUGUUUACAGGGCCCUCACUUUACUGAGAGAUCAAUACAGAGUCAGGGUGAUGUCAUUCACUGCGGCCUCGCACACAUCACAUCCCAUCCCAUCCCAUCCCAUCACAGCUGCAGGCGAACAGCCAUCAACAUCAGCACACGGAGAUUAUUACAAACACUGUGAAGAUGACGGAGUACAAAUUGGUGGUGGUUGGUGCUGGUGGUGUGGGCAAGAGCGCGCUCACAAUUCAACUGAUCCAGAACCACUUUGUUGAUGAGUACGACCCUACUAUUGAAGACUCCUACAGAAAGCAAGUGGUGAUUGAUGGCGAGACAUGUCUGCUGGACAUUCUGGACACUGCCGGUCAGGAGGAGUACAGUGCCAUGAGGGACCAAUAUAUGAGGACAGGAGAGGGCUUCCUCUGUGUCUUCGCCAUCAAUAACACUAAGUCCUUUGAGGACAUCCACCAGUACAGGGAACAGAUCAAAAGGGUAAAAGAUUCAGACGAUGUGCCCAUGGUGCUUGUGGGUAAUAAAUGUGACCUACCAGCUCGUACAGUGGACACAAGGCAAGCCCAGGAACUGGCUCGCAGUUAUGGCAUCCCUUAUAUUGAAACAUCUGCCAAGACGAGACAGGGAGUGGAGGAUGCGUUCUACACACUGGUGCGGGAAAUCAGGCAGCACAAGCUCAGAAAGCUGAAUCCGCCAGACGACAACGGUCAAGACUGCAUGAACUGUCGCUGUGUCGUGUCAUGACCAAGUUGCUUGCAUAAAAUGGAAGAGACUUUUGGAGUGGCUGCACUGCUCCAACACUCCAAUGCCUCCACAGAUGUUGGAGAUUGGGACAGACUGUAUAAAAGGAAAACCUUAACGUUGGCACAAGUGGAUUGAUUCUCCACAUUUGUUUGCUGAGGGACAUCUCUGACACUGGCCUCCACUGGAGAAAAUUUACCUCAAAGACUAGUCUCAACACUGGGUUUGCUUGGGUUGUGUUAAGGACUGCCACACUUAAACAUGUUAUCCCUACUAAAACACUAUCUACUCUGAACUGGAAACAAUAACCUUGCCCAUCACCUCAUCAGCUUUGGACUUUUGACCAACAUGCAGGAGGAAUGUAGAAUGGUUACCAUACUCCAAGUUGUGAACAUAAUGCAUAGAUUAGCAAAUGUAAUGUGAGGAAAAAAUUAUACAACUUGUAUACCAUAUUUGAGAAGGGCCUAACUCAAUAUAAUGUACAUAUUUACUGACCUCUGUUGCGGCAAAAUAUUUCACUGUUCCAGUGCAAUAGUUGGUAGUGUUGAUCAAGGUACAGUGAUAAGGGAACACACUGCUUGGACACUAUUGAUUUGUACAUGGCAAAAGACUGUGUUUUAAGUGCAAGGCCACAGUUCAUAUGUGAUCCUCUUUAUCUGUUGGCCUCUAUUUAAAUAACAAUGAAAAUUUAGGAUUCUAACACCAAAAAUUUGACAAGGUUUGUCGACUUUGUGAUCAUCUGUGUUUUUCUGGAGUGGUAAUACAUGGUGCCUGUAGGCUACUUUAUUUCACAGAGGGCAGACUCUAACUGAAUUGCACAUAUUGCAACCUCAAACGCCUAAAGCACUUAUGUUUCUGCCCAUCACUGUGCUUUGUUUUGCUCAGGGCACAGGGUUGAGACAAUGUGUUUUGGUUUGGAGUCUCUUGUCAUAUUGUGAAUGAUUUGACUUCUGAUGGUUCUGUUCUUUCUUAUCGGAGUGUUUAGAAAGGACAAUGAAGUGCUAAUGUUACCAAUUCAAGUGCUGAAACAUUAAAAUCAGUGGUCUUUUAGGGA
Molecule: messenger RNA, 2113 nt
Organism: Neoarius graeffei (lesser salmon catfish)
Lineage: Eukaryota; Metazoa; Chordata; Actinopteri; Siluriformes; Ariidae
Gene: hrasb
Product: HRas proto-oncogene, GTPase b
Exons: 7
Coding region: 493-1062 (189 amino acids)
Biological process (GO): Ras protein signal transduction
Cellular component (GO): plasma membrane
Molecular function (GO): GTP binding; GDP binding; GTPase activity
Source: RefSeq, a predicted model, not a curated record